Peromyscus maniculatus bairdii (prairie deer mouse) is the source of this 1359-nucleotide messenger RNA. Lineage: Eukaryota; Metazoa; Chordata; Mammalia; Rodentia; Cricetidae. The record is from RefSeq and is a predicted model, not a curated record.
AUGCCCCACUCAUUUGACUGGGUUUGCAAGGAUGUGGUCAAAAAGCUUCAAGGAAAAGAUCUGAAUCCUGUCAAAUGUCUGUCAGAUGCGAUGAAGUUCCGCCAGUUUGAGAUACUGCAGACAGAUCCUCAGUCACUGUUUUGGAAAUCUGAAGAUACUCCAGUUGGGUAUUCCCUUCUGCAGAUCUUAGAGCCAAAUUGUCCAGUCCCAGAGCCUGAAGUGUCAGCUCCCAUCCCCCUGAAACACAAUCUAUCCUGGAAACUAAAGGCUAACGCAGGUGUCAACGCCGCCAUUGCAGAAGGAAGUGCAUCAACCGGGUUUGGUCAGUCCUGUGGAUACGACAUCGAGGUCCGGUGUACUAGCAUCCCAGAUUCAAAACUGGAAAGUCUUCAAAACAGGAAACUGCUGGACUGGGAGCCAUCAUUUUUGAAGAAUUGCCGGAUGGGAAGGAAGGAACUGUAUGUGGUGACAGAGGCCUUUGAAGUGACCAAGGAUGCUGUGCUGGAAGACAGUAGCAGUGUAGACCUUUCAGGAAAAGUGGGCAUCCCCCAGGUUGUCAAGGGUCAAGCCCAGGGACAGUGGCAAAGGGAGAGAAUGGAUUCAGUGCCUAUCCUGAAGGGUGCAGUGGUGGCCUACAAGAAGAAGCAACUGGUCAUUGAGAAUAAUACAUGUGUCAUUCUCCUUUCUGCUAAAGCUAAGAAGAAAACCUUUCUGGGUAUGGUACCUAGGCUGCUAAGAGGUUUCGCUGCCUCAGAGGAGAGGGUCGGAUUAUGUUCUAGAGUCAUUGAGACAGUCAGGAAGAUAAAUUACAUCUCUCCAAUUGGAAGGAUAGAGGAACCCUUCCAUCUAGAUUUCAAGUGCCUACAAGAUGAGGUUUCUGAGAAAACAUGGAAACUGUCCAUGCUUUCAAAGGAUGAUCAAAAUGUUGUGUUCUCUAGCCUCCUACCCAUGCUCAGUGACAGGAAGAUUCUGUAUGACCUGAUGAACAUGCUGGAAUUGGAUCAGUUGGGGCAUAUGGAUGGCCCAGGUGGUAUGAUCCUAGAUGUUGUGCAACAGAACCCAUGGAUUGACCUAAAGAACCUCAUUCUUUAUCUCCUUCAAGCCCUAAUGGGUAAAGAGCAUCCUGCAGCCGAACUUCAAGUAUCCCUGGAACAUCCCCUUCACUCUCCAGCCUCAACUUCUUGCCCCACUCCAGGGAAUCUUCUGGAUUGGGAGCCACCAUUUGUGAAGGACUGCAGGAUGGGAAUAAAGGACCUGUAUGUGGUGACAGAGGCCUUUGAAGUGACCAAGGAUGCUGUGCUGGAAGACAGUAGCAGUGUAGACCUUUCAGGAAAAGUGGUCAUCCCCCAGGUUGUCAAG